Molecule: messenger RNA, 7080 nt
Organism: Paraphaeosphaeria sporulosa
Lineage: Eukaryota; Fungi; Ascomycota; Dothideomycetes; Pleosporales; Didymosphaeriaceae
Product: putative polyketide synthase
Exons: 2
Coding region: 1-6960 (2319 amino acids)
Biological process (GO): fatty acid biosynthetic process; secondary metabolite biosynthetic process
Molecular function (GO): 3-oxoacyl-[acyl-carrier-protein] synthase activity; fatty acid synthase activity; oxidoreductase activity
Source: RefSeq, a predicted model, not a curated record
AUGCCGGGCCUUGUCUUCAAAUCAAAGUCUCACGAGACAGUCAUCGAUGAUGCAGCCUACCCGGCUGUCUCAUUUCCAGACUAUGCCGAGGCACCACUCUCGGAGCAGUUGGAGCCCAUCGCAGUUGUUGGCAUGGGAUGUCGCCUACCGGGCGAUGUCAGCUCUCCUAAGCAGUUCUGGGACAUGAUGAUCAACCAGAAGACUGGAAGGAACGCCAAAGUACCGUCGUCGCGUUUCAACAUCGACGCCCACUUGCAUCCGAACAAUGACCGUCCGGGAAGUUUUAACGUUCCGGGUGGCUACUUCAUCAACAGCAGCCUUAAGGAGUUUGACCCAACUGCGUUUGGCAUCACCCCCAUUGAGGCUAUGUGGAUGGACCCCCAACAGCGCAAGCUAUUGGAGGUGGUCUGGGAGACUUUUGAAUCUGCUGGACUGUCACUCGAAAAGCUGGACGGAUCGAGAACUGCUUGCUACGUUGGCAGCUUUACGAGUGAUUAUCAGCAAAUGACCUUCAAAGAGCCCGACUUUAGACAUUCCUAUGCCGCCACCGGUGUGGACCCAGGUCUGAUUAGCAACAGGAUCAGCCAUGCUUUCAACCUGAAUGGUCCUUCCAUUGUGGUCAACACUGCUUGCUCCAGUUCUGUCUAUGCCCUGCACCACGCCUGUAAUGCUCUUCGUAACAACGAGUGCGAGGGCGCUGUAGUAGGUGGCACAAACUUAGUUCUUACCGUCGACCAGCACAUGAACACGGCCAAGCUCACUGUUCUGUCCCCAGACUCCACCUGCCUUACCUUCAACGCGGAGGCGAACGGUUAUGGUCGUGCUGAUGCCGUCGGUGCUGUCUACAUGAAGCGACUCAGUGACGCCAUCAGAGACGGCGAUGCUAUCCGUGGUGUCAUCCGCUCCAGUGCCGUCAACUCCAAUGGCAAGGUCGCUGGUUUGGGCAUAACUCACCCUGGACACGAUGGACAGGAGGACGUCAUUCGGGCUGCCUACGUCCGAGGUGGUAAUCUUGAUCCUAGGCUUACCGGAUUCUUCGAGUGCCACGGUACGGGAACAUCCAUCGGUGACCCUCUCGAAGUCCAUGCUGUCUCUCGAGCCAUGAACGACCGCCGAUCAGCCACCGAGGCUCCUCUUCUUAUCGGUGCUGUCAAGACAAACAUCGGUCACAGUGAAGCUGCGUCGGGUCUGUCUGCCCUUAUCAAGGCAGUGCUAGUUGUUGAGAAUGGAGUGAUCCCGCCUACUCGCGGCGUUGUCAACAAGAACCCAAAGAUCAAGUGGGAUGAGUGGAAGGUGGAUGUUACGACUAAGCCAACUCCCUUUCCUGCGCAUCUGCCCGUCAAACGUGUCAGUGUCAACAGUUUCGGAUAUGGUGGCACAAACGCUCACAUGAUUGUUGAAUCCGCCGAGUCGUUCGUCUCUGCGCCAAAGUAUUUGACCCACGUGACCGGAAAGAAGCUACCACCGCGGGAUCCAGUCGAACAGAAGCGCCCGCACUUGGUUGUGCUGUCGGCCCACGAGAAGGCAACGCUAAAGCAGAACAUUGCCGCUCUCUCCAAAGAGGCUUCCAACUACCGACUUCUCGACUUGUCCUACACAUUGGCGAACCGCAGAUCUCAUCUGCCCAGCCGAGGCUUCGCUGUGGUAAGCCACGCGAAUCUCGAAGCCACCCUUACCGAAGAUGCCAGCGCCUUCUCGUUUGCUGACAAGAAGAAAUCCCCCACGGUCGGUUUCGUAUUCACAGGCCAGGGUGCGCAGUGGCCGCGCAUGGGUGCCGAACUGAUCCACUACUACCCUAGUUUUCUCAGGACUAUCAAGCACUUGGACUCGACCCUCGCCAGCCUUCCUAAUGGACCUUCAUGGACAAUCGAGGAGGUCCUGCAAUUGCCCGCUGAUCAGUCCCCAGUCAACGACGCUGAGUAUGCUCAGCCUUUGUGCACGGCGAUCCAGAUUGCCUUGGUACAACUUUUAGGCGAGUGGGGCAUCACCCCCAAGGUCACUAUUGGACACUCCUCUGGUGAAAUUGGCGCUGCCUAUGCUGCUGGCCUUUUGACUGCAUCAGAGGCUAUGACUGCUGCCUACUUCCGAGGCAAGGCCGUCUCCUCCGUCAAGACAGACGGAGCCAUGAUGGCCGUCGGCCUGGGCGCGGAGGCUGUUCAGGAAUACAUCCAGGACUUCACCGGUCGCGUUUCAAUCGCUUGCCACAACUCGCCCUCCAGUGUCACCCUCUCUGGUGAUGCUGCAGCUCUUGAGGAGGUAAAGACCAAGCUAGGCUCUAUAUUCGCCCGAAUUGUCAAGACCAACGGCAAAGCCUACCACUCCCACCACAUGGCUCCUGUUGCUGCUAUUUACGAGGAGUACCUGUACAAGGCAGAAGCUCAUAUCCCGAAAGAUGUGAAGGUCCAGAGGCCGGGUCGUAUGGUCUCUUCAGUCACCAACUCAUUGCUUCCUGAAGAUGCUGUCGUGGACGGAGCUUACUGGAGCCAGAACCUUGCCAACCCUGUGUUGUUCAACCAGGCGUUCCAGACGAUUGCUACCAGCGAUGAGUUCGCCGAUGUUGAUAUGUUCAUCGAGGUUGGCCCUCACUCUGCCAUGGCUGGUCCUAUCAAGCAGAUAAAGGGCGAAUUUGGGUACAAGCACGACUAUGCGCCUACUCUAUUGCGCAACACCGACUCGGCCGCACAGCUGCUCAAGCUUGCUGGUGAGCUGUACUUGCGCGACUACAAGCCUCUCAAUCUUGAACGAGUGGCUGCGAUCGAGGAAGAAUCAGGUCUCUUGAAGGGUCAGUUCCUGGUUGACCUACCGACUUACCAGUGGACGUAUAAGAAGGAGCUCUGGGCCGAGCCUCGCGCUGCUGCGGAGCACCGCCAGCCUACCCAUGCCAGACACGACAUCCUUGGCUCUCGUAUACCUGGAUCUGGCAAGCCCAUUUGGAGGAACGUUCUGCGUAUCCGCGAUGUGCCUUGGUUGAAGGGCCAUACUCUGGGCGGUGAAGCCAUCUUCCCCGCUGCAGGUUAUUUCUCCAUGGCGAUCGAGGCACUGACUCAGCUCAACGAAAUCAGCGAUGCUCCCAAGGAUAUCAAGGGCUUCACCCUGCGCGACGUUUCGAUUAAGCAGGCAUUGGUGACUCCUGAUGAUGACGAUGGUAUUGAAGUCUUGUUCACAAUGGCUCCGUCGGUCAAGAACGAGACAGAUAGCACGACAGAAUGGUUUGACUUCACCGCUUCAUCCAUCGCCCAGAACGGUGAGCGCAAAGAUCACAUGGGUGGAUCAAUCUCGGGUAUCACGCAUGGCGAGAGGCCGUCUGCCAAAGCUGUUCCCUUCCUUGCGAAUCGAGCAAGUGGAAAGGCUUGGAACCAAGCUCUAAGGGAUGUUGGAUUCGACUACGGACCCGGAUUCCAAGACAUGGAUAACAUUCGCUCCGACGGGUCCAACUACCAUGCCUCCGCAGACACAGCCAUCCGACAGGAAUGCGGUGACAUGAUCGGAGAGUCGCGAUAUGUUAUCCACCCCGGCAUUCUUGACUCCUGCCUGCAACUAAUUAUCGUCUCUAUCUACGCUGGCCGCAUCAACGAUAUGGCGUGCGGAGCUGUGCCGAUUCAGGUCGAUGAAGUGGCCGUCUACCGGCCGACGCAGCAGCAGCUCGAUGACACAGCUGCAACUGCUUUCUCGUGGACCCACAAGAGGGGCCUGCGAAACUUUGAGAGCGGGACUGAGCUUGUAGCCAAGGACGGGACCUUACUCAUGCGCAUCACUGACAUGCGCUGCACCGCGUAUGAGUCUGCAGUGCCUCAGAAGGUUACCGCUGACGUCGACUCACAACCCUACCAACAGUUGGUGUGGAAGCAGGACAUUGGCCAGCUGCAGACCGGUGAGGGUGUCGAGAAACUCAACGCUGGCGCACUUGCACAGCUUGCCCUUUUCAAGACUCCCGACGCAAAGAUUCUUGAGGUUGGCUCCAGGUACGCCACGAGCGUCCUCGAGCAGGCGAAGCACUCCUAUUACAGUAUCCUUGAGAAAGACAGUUCUGUCGAUGUCUCCCCUUUCACCAACGCCCAGGUUCUUACCUCAGACAUUUCCGAACUAGCUGAGAGCUCGUACGAUGUCAUUAUCGCUCCCGCUACCUUGCUUCAGGAUGAGGCUGCCUCUGCAAGCAUUCAGACUGCCCUUAUUCCAGGCGGUAAAGUGUUUUGGGAUGCUGAGUCCGGCGCGGACAUCUCAACUAAGGCGAUUGAGGAGACAACCGGAGAAGCCAAGCACGUCAAGAUCUACUACAAAGAAGCCGCUACCAAGGCUCUUGAGGACAUCAGCGACAACUUCAAAACCAAGGGCUUUUCAGUGACAAGCGUGGCGCUCCAGGACGCACUGCAGAACGCACCAACGAAGGAGAACGUUGUAGUCCUAGUCGAUCUCGAGGGCCCGAUCCUACCAACAGUGACCGAAGACCAAUUCUCCGCGAUUCAAGCCGUCAUCGACAACGCCGCCUCCAUCACCUGGGUCAGCUCUGGAGGCGUUAUUAAUGGCAAGAGCCCUCAGAACGCCAUGAUUGCAGGUUUGGCUCGCUCUGUCAGGUCGGAACAGGCCAUGCUUAGGUUCGCGACGCUCGACUUUGAUGCUGAAAACUCUUCAAUUGACCGCGUGGCACAAGUCGUUUCUGACAUCGUCAGCGAGCAGACCACCAAGCCGCAGGGUCGUCUAGAAAGUGAAUACAGCAUUUCGGAUAACGAGGUCUACAUUAGCCGUCUAGUCGACAUCACAACUCUCAACGACCUGUACUUUGGCAACAACGACGCUGUGCCAACGCCCUUAACGGAUGAUCUUCGCUUUAAGGCUAAGGUCAGCAGUGGCAAGGUCAUCUUUGAGAACGACCUCCGCUCAGAGGGUCCGUCGGCACGCGAGGUUGAGGUUCGCGUUCUCGUGAGUGGCUUAACGCAAGAUGGUACUCGUGUCAUUAAUGGAACCGACUACCCGACCACCUUCAGUCAGGAGAUUGGUGGCGUUGUCACCAAAGUCGGUUCUGAGGUCAACAACCUUACGGUGGGAGACCAUGUUGCUGGUUUCCACCUUGACAACUUCGCCAGCCACCAGACUGUCUCUGCUAGCCUUGUACAGAAGGUCUCCAAGGAUGACUUGAACAACGCUGUCUCCCUCCUCACGCCUUUUGCCACAGCCGUCCACGGUCUAACUCUAGCGAAUGUUCAGCCUGGCGAGUCUGUUCUCAUCCUCCAGGGAUCUGGCACGGCAGGAGCUGCUGCCAUCCAGAUUACGCAAUCACUCGGCGGUGUCCCCUACGUGGCUGUUGAGAGCGACGCAGAAGCCAAACUUGUUGUCAACGUGCUGAACGUUCCCACCGAGCAUGUUAUCCUUACGCCAAAUGGUUCUAAGCUCGCUCAGUUCGAGCACCUUACGGGGCUUUCAGGCCCAGAUGUUGUCUUCAGCUCUGGCUCAACCAACUCUGCCCUUGCACGCGAGGCCUGGAGGUUCAUCGCUCCCUUCGGUCGCUAUGUCGACUCCGGCCGCAAGGAGGUUCUCAAGCGCGAGAUGACUGACAACGUUCCCUUCCGUCGCGGUGCCAACUUCCUCUCCUUCGACAUCUUCGACCUCUACAAGCAUAAGCCUGCUGCUCUCGCGAAGACUCUGCAAUCUUUGGUCACUCUCUACCAACAAGGCUCAAUCACGGCUGUUGGUCCUCUCUCAACUUUCCCCAUUGCCGACAUCCAGAAGGCAGUAUCCUCGCUCAAAGACACCUUCACUUCCGGCCGCACGGUGAUUGAGUACAAGGCAGGCGAGACUGAAUUUGCUUUGCUCCCAGUUCGGCCUACCGUUUCUUUCUCUUCAGAAGCUAGCUACCUUCUUGUUGGCUGUCUCGGAGGUCUUGGUCGCAGCCUCACCACCUGGAUGACGAAGCACGGCGCUCGUCGCUUCGUCUUCCUUUCGCGUUCUGGUGCGGAUGCUAAAGCCGCUUCCCUGCUUGUGCAAAGCCUCGAAGAAGCUGGCAAUGACGUCUUGAUUGUGCGAGGCGAUGCUUCUUCCAGGGAGGACGUCGAGCGCGCGGUCGCCAGUGUCGACCCUCAAUACCCCAUCCGCGGUGUCAUCCAUGCCGCCAUGGUGCUUCGCGACGGCCUGUUUGCGCAGAUGCCGUUCUCUGACUGGCAACAGUCGACACGCCCCAAGGUCCAGGGUGCUCAGAAUCUCCACGAUACCCUGAAGGACCAACCCCUCGACUUCUUCCUCAUGACUUCCUCCGUCUCUGGCAUCUUGGGUACUCCUGCGCAGUCCAACUACGCCGCGGCAAACGCCUACCUUGACAGCCUAGCCGCUCACCGCCGCUCGCUCGGCCUCAACGCGACGUCCAUCGUUCUUCCUAUGAUUCUCGGUAUUGGUGUCGUCGCCGAGAACUUCGGCAUCGAAGACUCGCUCAAGCGCAAGGGUAUGUACGGAAUCGAAGAGGAGGAACUCCUCGGUCUCUUCGAAGCCGCCCUCAACACCGAUGCCGACCAUGUCGCCGGCGGUCUCGACCCGCUGCGCCUGAGCAAAGCGCGCAACGAGGAGACGGAGAGCUUCUGGGCCGCUGACACGCGCUUCGAUGUGCUCGCAAACACCAUGACUGCGGGCUCCUCCGGAAGCGGCGGCUCCGCGGGCGACUCCAUUAUCGACUCCAUCAAGCAGGCCGAGUCCCCAACCGCCGCACAAGACCUCAUCAAGGAGCACUUCAACACGAAGAUCUCGCGCUUCUUGCUCGUCGACCUCGAUGACUUCGAGGACAACCGCUCUGUCGCUAGCUAUGGUCUUGAUAGUAUGAUUGGUGCGGAGCUGCGCACCUGGAUUUUCAAGAAUUACGGCUACGACAUGUCUAUCCAGCAGCUGUUGGCGCCUUCCUUGACAGUGCCGGCGUUUGCACAGACGAUCUGCGGCGUGCACGGUAUCGGUGGUGGUGCCCAGGCCGCCGCCGCUCCCUAGGUGGCUCUACUCUAGACCUGACCUGAUCUCGUACUACGUGUUCUCGUCUAGGUGAGUAGAAGGGCGGCGUAUAAAACGAGUUUCCCUGUCACUGUAUUAUACCUUUCCUGAGUGUUUAGA